AUGACGGGCCCGAUUCACACGUACGGUCAAAGCUGCUUACUAUCGGACGAGGAACCAGAUCUCGCCAGCUUCCAGACACUUCCCUAUCCGCCAGAGGUCCGGGCGCAGUUCUUUUAUGUCUCGUCGUUGCCAAUCGACGAUCCACUGGCGGCUCUGCCACCGCCUGCUACUCAAGGAGCUGGGAGUGAGAGGAUACCCCCCAAGCCGUUCUCCGCUAGGGAUAACAUCGCCCUGGAGGGUGCUUGGCGCGAUCUACGGGAGGCGAGGAAAGCCAAAAUCGCGGGACACCAUGAAUCCAGGCCUACAACCUCGAAAGGGCUUUCUGGGAUAGCUGUUCCAGGUCAUGAGUCGGGGUCAAAUAUUCAGAUCCGCCCGAAGACCUCCAGUCGAGAAGAUCCUGGUUUGAUCGGUAGCAGAGGGAGCACCGUCAGCAGUACUCCUUCAUUCCCAGACGAUGUACCUUCUCGAAGUCACAAGUCUCAGCUCGCGUUUGCGACCGGCUCUGGGGUACGAGCGCAAGAUUUCGGAAACGUAGAUCGCGUGGGAUCAUCGUCGGAUGAUGGCAUGAAACAUGAUACCCCUACAGGUAUCGCCAUUGAUCGGAAACGAGCGCGUUCUUCUUCUGUGAAUGAGUCCAUCGCUGCCAAGAGAAGAAGUAGUUCGACUUUGGAUCCAGAGAAUGGCGACGCUGGUGACGAGGAGAUGGGCAGUAUACGCGCCAAUCGUUCUCGUGAUGCAAGCAUCAGUGGCUCGCCUUUCAUACGGGCGCCUACCUCUCAGUCUCAUACGCCACUCGGUCGGUCAUAUGAGUCUACUUCCUCGAGGGACGGAGGACAGGAAUGGCAGUCUGAAGUACGAGUCAAUACUGCUCCCCGGAGUGCGCCAAAGCCCUCGGGCCUCAGAACGACAGUGAGCCUGGAUCAGUUAACACAGGACUCAGAGAGUGAGAGGACAGAAGAGCCGAACACGCAAUCAAAGAUCCCAGUGGGUGUUUCGCGGCUUCAUUUGGUUGAGCUGCCGAAUCUCAAGGUAUUAAUCUUGUCUCUUUUGGCUUUAAAUGGUACUGACACUAUGCAGAUGAAACCGAUAUACUGGAGCCCUCUCCAGGACAUAUCGACUGUUGUUCGAGCUACUUGGUUUUACAAAAACACCAUGUAUCCCGUUGAGGCGGAGCUUGCUAACAAAUUGGAGGAAGGAUACGUCUACUUGAAGCCUUGGAGUGAUACCUGGCAAGAUGAGCUGAAUAGCUGUGUGGAAAACGGUGCUGAUGCUGAAAUGAAAAUCGUCCAUCCACUGUGGACAAGGGAAGAAGCCGUCUCUACCAGUCAACCUACAAAUGAGCCAGAUUCUACGAAUGGCGACCCCGAGUCGAGUCGAGCAGAUUAUUUGUUGACAUUUGACAAUAACCAAGCCGCUGGCGGCACUUCUCUUCAGUCCGAGAACAUCAAACCCUAUCUCACAUCUAGUGCUAUUUUCGUCGAUGCGGUCAACGCCCAGAUACUUCGACCCAGCCUACUUCCCUCAUCCUCGAGGGGACGAAAACCUCUGGGACCAAUCAGAAAGGGGAGGCAGAUAGGGAUACCGGUGGUCCGAGGCUUCAAUCGAAAGCUAUGGGAGCAACUACAUCCAUCCAAGCCCAAUCCCAUCGAUGUCCGCCAUUACAUCCGCAAAACCCAAUCCCGAGAACCCUCAGUUCCAGGUGAGCAAGUAUGUUACGCUUGCAAGAUGGAAGAAUCGCGGCCACCUCCGACAGACCUCGUACUCGUCAUCCACGGUAUCGGACAGAAACUUUCUGAGAGGAUGGAAAGCUUCCAUUUCACGCAUGCCAUCAAUGCAUUCCGACGAGAAGUCAAUAUGGAGCUCAACAAUGAACCUGUCUGGCCACAUGUGCGCCAAGAUCAUGGAGGAAUCAUGGUGCUUCCCGUGAAUUGGCGCACCAAGCUAUCCUUGGAUGACCCCGAUAUCGAAGCGGGCGUCGAGGACCCGACUGCUAGUAAUUUCUCGCUGGACGAUAUCACACCCCAUACGCUUCCAGCCGUUCGAUCUUUGAUCAGUGACGUGAUGCUCGAUAUCCCGUACUAUCUCUCACAUCACAAGCCAAAGAUGGUCAAGGCGGUGGUGAAAGAAGCGAAUCGCGUGUAUCGCCUCUGGUGUAAAAAUAAUCCAGGGUUCCAAGAAAACGGCCGUGUACAUCUUCUUGCCCAUUCCCUUGGAAGUGUCAUGGCCAUAGACAUUCUCAGUAAUCAGCCAACACAUGUGCCUCGCUUUGACUUUUCCGAUACUGCACUGCACAGCGAUAUCUUCGAGUUUGACACUACACAACUCUUCCUCUGUGGAAGCCCGGUUGGCUUCUUCCUACUUCUGAAUAAAGCUAGUCUUCUACCCCGAAAAGGCAGAGAUAAACCAGGCAGUGAAGGUGACGACAGACUGCGCGGUGUAGCCGGUGAACCAGGUCAAUAUGGAUGUCUCGCAGUGGACAAUCUAUACAACAUAAUGCACACAACCGACCCAAUCGCCUACCGCGUCAAUGCAGCAGUAGACAGUGACCUCUCCAACUCCCUAAAAAUGGCGUCAAUCCCCAGCUCCAGCUCAACAUUCUGGCAAUCCUUCGGCAGUGUCUUCCGCUGGAGUUCAGCCCCAACAUCUUUCCUACCCUCAGCAGAACCAACCCGACCAGCAGCAAUCUCGAAGCUCCCAUCCAACGUCGAGCUGGAGACACACGACUUCACCCGUGAGGAAAUUGCCGAGAAACGAAUGCUUCUUCUCAAUGAUAAUGGCCAGAUUGAUUAUUAUCUUUCUGGCGGCGGGGGCCCGCUGAAUAUUCAGUACCUCAAUAUGUUGAGUGCGCAUAGUAGUUACUGGACUCUUGGUGAUUUUGUUCGCUUUUUGGUUGUUGAAAUUGCUAGGAAGCAGGGGCGCGAGGGGACUUUGCUUGCUUUUCGGUCGGAGAAGAAGAAGGGGUGGAAGUAUUCUAAGGGUUCAAUCUAA
Molecule: messenger RNA, 2988 nt
Organism: Penicillium arizonense
Lineage: Eukaryota; Fungi; Ascomycota; Eurotiomycetes; Eurotiales; Aspergillaceae
Product: DDHD family phospholipase
Exons: 3
Coding region: 1-2988 (995 amino acids)
Cellular component (GO): cytoplasm
Molecular function (GO): metal ion binding; glycerophospholipase activity
Source: RefSeq, a predicted model, not a curated record